This is a messenger RNA of Mangifera indica (mango), 863 nucleotides long. RefSeq names its product protein FAM32A-like. The transcript is spliced from 3 exons. Bases 165 to 575 code for a protein of 136 amino acids. The record is from RefSeq and is a predicted model, not a curated record. Gene Ontology annotation, cellular component: nucleolus. Lineage: Eukaryota; Viridiplantae; Streptophyta; Magnoliopsida; Sapindales; Anacardiaceae.
AUUAAAUAAAAAAUAAGGGUAGGAAAAGUGCAUUCCUUUUCUUGGGGGGUGUUUCGUAAAUUUCGUUCUCAGUGGUUUCAAAACAAGUCGAAUUGAAAUCUCAGGUUUCGUUCUUGGGCUCAUUCGAAGCUGAAGCGAGGAGAGUCUUUGCUAUUUCAGGGGAAAUGUCAUCAUAUGAUAAUGUUGUAACUGGGAAACUGAAGCUUAAAGGAAAAGCCUUGGAUGUGAAAGCUGGUGGGGUGAAGAAGAAAAAGAAACAUAAGAAGACUAAUGAUGAAAUUACCAAUGCCAUAGAUAAUGGUGUCGAAGCAGGUGCAAGCACAGAGGUGGUAACUGAUCCCGGUGAAAAAGAGAUAGUAGAUCCUAACGCACUAACCGGAGAAGAGAAAGCUGCUCCUUAUGAUGACCAUCUCACACCUGCAGAGAAACGAUAUAUUGAGCAGAGAGAGAAUCUUGAUAUUAAUAGGUUGGCCAGGGAAGCAAAUAAAUCUCAUCGUGAUAGAAUCCAAGAUUUCAACCAGUAUCUGGCAAACAUGAGUGAGCAUUAUGACAUCCCUAAAGUUGGCCCUGGUUAACUCAAACAAACCAUGGAGUACCAUGUCUAGACUAUCAAUCUUCUGUACUUUUUGUUGAAGUAGCUGUGUUAUUAUACUGCCAAUUUAAUAUCUCUGGGUGUUUGACUGUUUGUUGGCACAUGGCAGACUAUGCAAUCUGUUAGUUCUUGCUGUUCUAGAGUUUAGUUGAAGUAUUCUGCUCUUUGUUUUGUUUUGGUUGAGCUUGUGAAUCUCCUUGAUAUCAAUAGCCCCUAUGAAAUCUUAAAUAACUAUGAUAACUGGAGUAAGAAUUAGAACUUAUUCGCAUUA